ACAGAGAGUGGAGGACGCCAUGUGGUUUUGAGGGAGAAGGUCCAGGACUGACAGGCUGCAUUGUGACUGUGAAUUGGAAGUAUCUCGAGGAGAUCCGGGGGCACAAAUAAUAAACAUGUACUGCACAAGACAUUGCAUUCGGACCGCACUGCGGAUUACCGCACAGACGAAUCGGCAGGCGCUCCAGACACCAACGCUAUGUGCUCUCCUCCGAACACUUGGGACCAGCCCAGCCAACCUUUCUGAUGUCAUCGCUGCCCCCCCUCUGGAUGGAGCCCCUAAACAGUACACCCCCAAAAUCACCCAGCUGGUAAAGGACAUCACCAGCCUCACCUUGUUAGAAGUGUCAGACCUCAACGAGCUGCUCAAGAAAACCCUGAAUAUCCAGGAUGUUGGGAUGAUGCCAAUGGGAGCCAUGGCUGCAGGAGCAGCACCUGCAGCUCUGGCAGUGGAGGAGGAGAUGGCGCCAGUCAAGAAAGAGAAGACUCACUUCACAGUAAAACUGACAGAACUGAAGGCAGCAGAGAAAGUCAAACUCAUCAAAGAAGUGAAGAACUGCAUCCAAGGCUUGAACCUGGUGCAGGCUAAGAAGUUGGUGGAGUCCCUCCCCCAGGAGAUCAGAGCCAAUGUGUCUAAAGAGGAGGCGGAGAAGCUGAAGGCAGCCCUGGAGACAGCAGGAGGCACUGUGGUGUUGGAGUAGAGACCUGGAGUAGACCAUCCCUGCCUCCACCCGACUGACCCCAUCUCCAUCCAUCCACCGUCUGGCUGCGGUUACUCCUCCUCUCCCCCCUUCUGUCUAUUCUUCCGUUUUAUACAGCAGUAUAAAUGGAAGAAAGGAACCAAUACCUUGGAAAAGGAAACUAAAAUAUUGCCUUUUGACAACGUUGCUGUACUAGCUACCAACUGGACGGUGUGAGGCGGGGCGGGAGAAACUAACUCAGACUGAACUCCUCAGGCUCAGAGCCUGAACACACCCGCCGGCAGCUCAUCAAUCUGCUCGCCCAUUUGUCGUGUUUGUCUGUCUCUGUCUGUCUGUCUGGCUGCGUCCCGAUUCUCCAAUCCUUCUCCCGAAGUAUGCACUUGUCUUGCGUUCUUUCUCGCAUUGAUUUAACAAUGGUGGAAACUCAAACUCCCUAAAGCCAAUGUUUACGUCAACCCUAUGCUUUUAAGUCCAUGACGUGGAGUAUGAGGGCACAGUACAGGAGAAGGGUGGAGAAUGGAAACGCAGCCUGGUACUUUUGCCCAUUGGGCUGCAGUCAAGCUGGCCCUGGGCCAGUCUGUCUCUGUCUGUCAGUCUGUUCGUCUGGGGGUGAGUUGCCCUGAAAGCCUCGUUGCUAACGUGGGAUGUUAUUUCUCCUGACAACCCAGCCUCCACAGUGACCAUUGCAAUAUCUAUGUUUGACUGUCUGUAUUCUCCAGUGGAGGCUGGUCGGAGGAGCUAUAGGAGGACAGGCUCAUUGUAAUGGCUGGAAUGGAAUAAUGGAACGGAGUCGAACAGGUGGUUUCCACAUGUUUGUGUUUGAUACCGUUCCAUUAAUUCCAUUCGAGCCAUUACAAUGAGCCUGUCCUCCUAUAGCUCCUAACACCAGCCUCCACUGGUAUUUUAUGUGCAUUAAUGAACCAAAUUCGUCAAAUGAAGCACUUUGCUGGUUGUUCUGAGUGGUGUGAGUCUGGGUCAUCGAGAGGAGUGAGGUACUACGUUCGCAACAAUGCUUUUUGAGAAACCCUCCUGUGUAUGGAGACAUGGUUACCAUGUUAUCUCGAACCAGGAUAAGGGAGCUGUGUCCUCAUUAGGGGUUGGAACCGAUUCAGAGAACAGAACCAUUUUUCAAGGAACGGAAAUGGAACGAAAGUGAUCCAUACUGUUCCGGAACAGAACCAUUAUUUUAAAAGCAUGGGAACCGGUUAAUAACGUACUUUUACAUUCCAGGUGUUUUUUCUACGCAACAAAGUGCCUAGGCAAAGCCCUUACUGUCACUACAGUGACUGCCUGCAAGCUGAAAGUCUUUACCAGUGUGUGUGUUUAGGCUACCUGCCCCUCCCAUCUCUGAAGCUAGGCUACUGUACUGACAUUACAAUCGUGAUUCAGAAGCUGGGGAGAGAGAUUUUUAAUUAGCUAGAGAAGAAUAGAUUAACUUUUUUGAUGCUAGUUAAGGAUACUAUUGACCUAGUUAUCACAUUUAACAUUGGGUUUAUUAACUACAAAAUGGUAAGACGUGUUUUUAGUUCUGGUGCAGCUCUGCACACACAAGCUUGUUAGCCAGCUAGCUCAAAGGACAUUCAA
Coregonus clupeaformis (lake whitefish) is the source of this 2284-nucleotide messenger RNA. RefSeq names its product 39S ribosomal protein L12, mitochondrial-like. Gene Ontology annotation, cellular component: ribosome; mitochondrial large ribosomal subunit. Gene Ontology annotation, biological process: translation; mitochondrial transcription. The record is from RefSeq and is a predicted model, not a curated record. Gene Ontology annotation, molecular function: structural constituent of ribosome. The transcript has 5 exons. NCBI's taxonomy places the organism in Eukaryota, Metazoa, Chordata, Actinopteri, Salmoniformes, Salmonidae. The coding region runs from base 116 to 700 and encodes 194 amino acids.